Myripristis murdjan (pinecone soldierfish) is the source of this 1182-nucleotide messenger RNA. Its product is annotated as dnaJ homolog subfamily C member 9. NCBI's taxonomy places the organism in Eukaryota, Metazoa, Chordata, Actinopteri, Holocentriformes, Holocentridae. The record is from RefSeq and is a predicted model, not a curated record. Gene Ontology annotation, cellular component: cytoplasm; nucleus. The coding region runs from base 195 to 962 and encodes 255 amino acids. The transcript has 5 exons. Gene Ontology annotation, molecular function: heat shock protein binding.
GUCGCCAAGCGUGACAAGCGAGCGCGCGAAAUUAUUGUUAACAGAAAGCAGACAAGGAACUUGCUGUCGCGGUAAAUACAUGCAGCAGUAACUAGCUACAGACACGGCUUUUGUCAAACACUAAGGCAGCAAGGAGCACUACUUCACCACCUGCAUUAGUUAAACUCGUCGCACCGGAGCAGAGGGCCGUCAGGAUGGGUCUGCUGGACCGCUGUCAGGAGCUCUUCAACACCUCCAACCUGUACGAGGUGCUCGGCGUCGCCAAAGGGGCGACGGACGCAGAGGUCCGACGGAGCUACUACAAAGUGUCGCUCCAAGUCCACCCAGACCGGGCUCCAGAGGACCCGCUGGCCACCGAGAAGUUUCAGGUGUUGGGGAAGUUGUAUGCGGUGCUGAGCGAUAAGGAGCAGAGGGCUGUGUAUGAUGAGCAGGGCCUGGUGGACGAGGAGUCGGACAUGCUGAGCCAGGACCGGUGCUGGGAAGACUACUGGAGACUGCUCUUCCCUAAGGUUACAGUGCAGGACAUACUGGAGUUUGAGGCAAAGUACAAGGGCUCUGAGGAGGAGCGGCGGGAUGUGAUCCAGUUGUACAUCCAGCACCAGGGAGACAUGGACGCCAUCACAGCCUCGGCCCUGUGCUGCUCCCAGGAGGAUGAGCCCCGGCUCUGCGACAUCAUCCGUAAAGCCAUUCAAACCGGAGAGGUCACCGCCUUCCCGGCCUUUACUCAGGAGAGCGAAAAGAAGAAAAGGGCCCGCAGGAAGAGGGCUGAUAGAGAGAGACAAGAAGCUGAAGAACUGCAGAAAGAGAUGGGGCUUGGUGACCAGGAUGACAGUCUUGCGAUGAUGCUUAAGCAAAGACAAAAGUCCAGAGAGCAGAACUUCAACAGUUUCCUGUCUGACUUGGAAGCAAAAUACUCCAAAAAAAGUGGAAAAGCCCAGAAAGGACAAAGAGGAAAAAAGUGAGAUCUACAAUUUUACCAUAGUACAGGCUCUGUGUUGAACAUAAGUGUUGUAAAAGAGUUUAAUUAUUCCCCUCUGUACGCCUGCACAAAUCUUGCCUUUACCUGGUAUCCAGUGUUUGAGUACUUAUCAAUAAAUGUAAUUGAAUCUUUGUUUUAUUGCUAUUAUGUCAUGUUAUAUUAAAAAUCUCCUGAAAACACGAAUAAACCCAUUUAUAGACAUA